GCCGGUUGCUGUAGCCGCCGCGGGGGCCGGCGCGGCCGUGGGCGGGGUAGCCGCCGCUGUUUUUCGCGGGAAAGGUCAAGCAAAUAUGCAUUGCAAAUAUGUCUGCGUCUGGGUCUAGAUGAAGAAAGGUUCGUUGUGGGUGUAUUGUGUGUCUGGCAUAAAAAUUUUGCCUGAAAAACAAGCUGCAAGUAUUGCAUACAUAUUCAAGCAGCAGAAGCGGUGGUACUUACACCUCCGUCGUGCACGACCAAACUCGCAGUUUGUAAUGCGCACUACGCAGCAUGAGACUUGAGAGAGCGAAAGAUGAAUUUCUUGUCAUGCUUCGCUACAGGUACAGUUGAAGGCCCAGUGAAUGAUGACCACUCAGCAUUACAGGUUUUUCCCAGGAGACCCAGACAUAUUUGCACUGGAUAUCGCAAGCGAAAAAGCAACAGCUUUCGGCGGAGGCUCGGGCGUGUGCUAAGGCAAUUCAGAAACUGGAACAGGAGAUUGGUGAGACUUUUCAACUCAAUUGCGAUGUCCAACACCGCGACUGAUGUUAAUCUUCACGGGACAUCUUCAGAGGUCCUUCUACUCGAAUGCCAUCGAACGGAGAUAACUUCUUACCUAUUGUCCUCGGAGAAGGAGCCGAUGACGUUAAUGAUCCCCGGCUACAAGAUGUUGAUCCUCAUGAGGAGAUUCGUUCUUUCUGACGCUGCACUCAAGGUCUUUACUGGUUAAAAAGGUUCUUUAUUCUGACGCAUUUUUUUCGCUACAACAUCGACAUGAUCCAAC
Molecule: messenger RNA, 774 nt
Organism: Amoebophrya sp. A120
Lineage: Eukaryota; Dinophyceae; Syndiniales; Amoebophryaceae
Source: the annotation of a GenBank genome assembly